Molecule: messenger RNA, 1522 nt
Organism: Phoenix dactylifera (date palm)
Lineage: Eukaryota; Viridiplantae; Streptophyta; Magnoliopsida; Arecales; Arecaceae
Product: Transmembrane amino acid transporter family protein
Biological process (GO): amino acid transmembrane transport
Cellular component (GO): vacuolar membrane
Molecular function (GO): L-amino acid transmembrane transporter activity
Source: RefSeq, a predicted model, not a curated record
CGUAGUAUUUUAAUUGUUAGCUACGUAUUAUCGUGGCCUGCAUCGUGCGGCAGCAUGGACGUAUUAUUUGGGAUGUGACGAUCAUUCUGCGUUUCGUUCUCUUAAUAAGCCCCCUCUACUCAUCAACUUCAGCACUCCAAGGGCCUUACUCGGGAGUGACAAAAAUGGAGCCCCAUGUACCCUCAAAGAGAGGCACCACCUUCUUCAAGACGUGUUUCAAUGGCGUCAAUGCUCUUGCAGGACUCGGAAUACUAUCGAUUCCAUAUGCUUUGUCGCAAGGAGGAUGGCUAAGCUUGAUACUUCUUUUUGCAACGGCAGUCAUCUGUUGCUACACAGGGCUUCUCUUGCAACGAUGCAUGGAUUCAAAUGUACUCGUUAAGACCUAUCCUGAUAUAGGGGGCUUAGCUUUUGGCCGUAAGGGGAGGCUCAUAGUGGCAACCUUCAUGUACCUUGAGUUGUAUCUAGUGGCGAUCGAGUUCUUGAUAUUAGAAGGUGAUAACUUGGAGAAGUUGUUUCCAUAUACGAAGUUCCAUAUAGGGACCAUGAAGAUCGGAGGUAAACAAGGAUUUGUUCUGCUUGCAGCCUUAAUAAUUUUGCCGACAACAUGGCUACGAAGCUUAACCAUGCUUGCAUAUGUUUCUCUUGGUGGGGUCUUGGCUUGUCUCAUUGUGGUAGCCUCUGUUCUGUGGUCUGGAGUAGAUGACGGGGUUGGGUUUCAUGAAAGAGGAGUCCUUCUGAAAUGGAGUGGAGUUCCUACUGCUGUGAGUUUAUUUGCCUUCUGCUUUAGUGGGCAUGCAGUCUUCCCAACCAUAUAUACCGCCAUGAGAGAUCGAACAAUGUUUUCCAGAGUGCUAUUCCUCUGUUUUGGGCUCUGUUUUCUUAAUUAUGGACUUAUGGCAAUUCUGGGAUAUUUGAUGUAUGGUCAGAGUUUGAAGUCUCAGGUGACACUGAAUCUUCCUGUGGGGAAGCUGAGCUCGAAGAUUGCAAUUUACACAACUCUUAUCAAUCCUUUUACAAAGUAUGCACUGGUAGUUAUGCCCAUCGCAAAUGCAGUCGAAGAUUGGUUCCAAGUCUCCAAGAAUAGGCUCAUAAGCAUUCUCAUCAGAACUAUUCUAGUGGUCAGCACAGUGGUUCUGGCCUUGACCGUUCCAUUUUUUGGAUAUGUCAUGGCACUUACAGGGUCAUUUUUAAGCAGCACAGCUACAAUGCUGUUACCAUGUGCAUGCUACCUCAAGGUCUUUAAGAAUUCUCUGAGAUGGGGAUUUGAGUUAGUAAUCAUACUAGCUGUGAUGCUAAGUGGUUUAGCUAUUGCAAUCAUGGGAACUUACUCUUCCCUAGAGCAAAUUAUACUUAAUUUAUGAACUUUUGACCCAAUGUGGAUUAUGUUGCAAAUGCUCCUCCCUGAAGUGAAAACUAAAGGCGGUGUUGGAGUUUAUUUUAUCAGAAAAUUGUUUAAGCCUAAAGCCAAUGUAAACAUUCUAAAGAUAAUAAAUAAAGGCUAACAAUCUAAACCAUUUCCUCA